AUGACACAAGUUUGGACUUCUGCAGACCAUCGGAUCAUCAAAGAAGUUCUGAGAAAGGGUACUUUUUCGAACAAAGCUAUUGAGCGAUGUGUUUGUCACAUUCAAGUGGAGAAGAUUGAGGUUGACGGAAUACCUGUUAUUAAGUUAAGCGAAAGAUUCAAUAGUGAAAUUCUCAAUGGUAUAUACGAUAAGGAAAUUACUAUUGGCGAUCUGAAUAGUGCUAUUGAUAGAGAUAUUGAAAGAGCAAUUCAAAUGAUGUUUAUCAAUGAACACAGUUUAGUAAUAAUAACUCUACCAUAUAGUGCCGAAGAUUCAUCUGAAGUUAAAUGUCUGAAGUUUGAGGUAACAUUGACUGCCAUUAAACCACAUAAGCCAAUUUGGGAAUGGACUCCCGGAGAAAAAUAUUUAAUGGCAUUAAAAUAUAAAGAGAAGGGUGUCGAGUUAUUUAAAGCUUCACGAUUCGUAGAUGCCUUUUACAGAUUUAGUAAAGCUUGUAAAAUACUCAUAACACUGGAACCUAUACAAGAUCUAGAAUUAAAAGAUAUAUUGGUAGCAGAUAUAAAUAAUCUUAAGUUGGUUUUGUACAAUAAUAUGGCAAAUUGUCAUCUACAGCGUAAAAACUUUGAGCAUACUAUAACACUCUGCACAAAGAUUCUUUAUAAAGAUGAGGAUAAUGUUAAAGCAUUAUAUAGGAGAGGUGUUGCCUAUGGUAAUUUAAGGGAUCUUGAAAAGGCAGCAGCAGACAUGCACAGAGUCCUUAAACUACAACCUAAUAAUUCUUUAGCACAGCAGCAUUUGAGCAGUUUUAAUGAAGGCUUGCGCACAGCAAGUAAAAAUUUCAAUACCAUGGUUCGACGAAUGUUUAAGGCAUAA
Molecule: messenger RNA, 873 nt
Organism: Cephus cinctus (wheat stem sawfly)
Lineage: Eukaryota; Metazoa; Arthropoda; Insecta; Hymenoptera; Cephidae
Product: peptidyl-prolyl cis-trans isomerase FKBP62-like
Exons: 1
Coding region: 1-873 (290 amino acids)
Molecular function (GO): protein binding
Source: RefSeq, a predicted model, not a curated record